Messenger RNA from Epinephelus fuscoguttatus (brown-marbled grouper), 5325 nucleotides. Its product is annotated as spondin-1-like. The transcript is spliced from 16 exons. The record is from RefSeq and is a predicted model, not a curated record. Gene Ontology annotation, cellular component: extracellular matrix. The coding region runs from base 342 to 2744 and encodes 800 amino acids. NCBI's taxonomy places the organism in Eukaryota, Metazoa, Chordata, Actinopteri, Perciformes, Serranidae. Gene Ontology annotation, biological process: cell adhesion.
AGUCAAGGAGACAGCCGCGAGCACCCGCGCUCGGUUAUUUGGCGGCCCCCCGCUGCUUCCAAGCUCUCUAUCAACACCGCACACUGACUCAAGAACAGCAGCAGCUCCUCUCUCCUCUCUCCGCACCUCUACAACGUGGUGCGCCCCUGACGCGCUCUCUCCAGUUGAAGAUGGACUCGUCUCCUUCUCUUCACCUUUACCACUGACUGUGACGCUGCUGUAGUUUGGUGGGAGUUCCCGAGGAAGGGGCUGGAACUGAUCCUCUGUCCGCUGUUUCGCCUUUCCACUGGGUUUUUAUUUGUGAUUGAACUAUCGUUGUUCACUCAUAUCCGGGCUCCGAAAUGGGAAUGUAUUUACAUUUGCUGUUUUUGCAGUACUAUUUCGUCUCGAGUUUCGUGUGCAACGCAGUCGCUUUCGUGGAGGAGCCCUCCGGAGGCAGGUCGGACGGGUACUGCGGGCGGAUCCUCCGGGCGCAGACCCAGGGGACCCGGAGGGAUGGGCACCAUGAGUUCAGGCUCAGAGUGGAGGGGGACCCGGAAACCUAUCAGCCGGGCAGCACCUACAGAGUAAUCCUUCUGGCGACCAGCCCUGCUUAUUUCAGAGGUUUCACCCUCAUCGCACUGAAGGAGGGCAGAGAGGGCACCACGGACGACGACUACACCGGCCAGUUCCAGAUUAUUGAUGAGGAGGAUACACAGUUCAUGACGAACUGUGCCCCUGCAGUGACGGAGAGCACACCUCGCAGACGCACAAGGAUACAAGUCUUGUGGACAGCGCCGCCUAGUGGGGCUGGCUGUGUUAUACUGAAGGCCAGUAUUGUCCAGAAGAGAGUCAUUUAUUUCCAGGAUGAAGGCUCUCUCACCAUUCGCCUGUGUGAGAAAGAGCGUGUGUUUGGUGAAGCCACAGAACCUCCAGCUAUAGAGUGCUGCGCCUGCGGAACAGCCAAGUACAGACUCACCUUCUACGGCAACUGGUCAGAGAAAGUGCAUCCCAAAGACUACCCAAGGAGAGCCAACCACUGGUCCGCUCUGAUUGGUGCGUCUCACUCCAGAAGCUACGUGCUGUGGGAGUAUGGAGGCUACGCCAGUGAGGGCGUCCGUCAGGUUGCUGAGUUCGGCUCCCCCAUCAAGAUGGAAGAAGAGAUUCGGCAGAAGGGAGAUGAAGUACUGACUGUCAUUAAAACUAAGGCUCAGUGGCCAGCAUGGCAGCCGCUCAACCUGCGAGCAGCUCCAUCAGCAGAGUUUUCUGUGGACCGGACUCGUCACCUGAUGUCUUUCCUCACCAUGCUUGGGCCCAGCCCAGACUGGAAUGUGGGGCUGUCAGGAGAGGACCUCUGUACCAAGGAGUGUGGUUGGGUCCAGAGGCUGGAGACAGACCUCAUUCCCUGGGAUGCAGGCACUGACGGCGGCGUCACAUAUGAGUCACCGAACAAGCCCACCAUUCCUCAGGAGAAGAUCCGACCCUUGACCAGUUUGGACCACCCCCAAAGCCCAUUCUACGACCCAGAGGGAGGGGCAAUUACACCUGUAGCCAGACUGGUGGUGGAACGCAUCGCUAGAAAGGGGGAGCAGUGUAAUGUGGUCCCAGACACCAUAGAUGACAUCGUAGCUGAUAUUGGACAGGAGGAGAAGGAGGAAGAUGACACACCAGAGACGUGUAUCUACUCAGGCUGGUCCCCCUGGUCAGCCUGUAGCAGCGCUACAUGUGAAAAAGGCCGCAGGAUGAGGCAGAGAAUGCUGAAAGCCCAGCUGGACCUCAGCGUGCCAUGUCCCCACACUCAAGAUUUCCAGCCCUGCAUGGGACCUGGAUGCAGUUUGGAGGAGCCAUCAACGUGCAUGAUGUCGGAGUGGAUCAGCUGGUCAGCCUGCAGUGUGUCCUGUGGGAUGGGGAUGAGGUCUAGAGAGCGAUAUGUCAAACAGUAUCCCGAGGACGGCUCGCUUUGCCAGCUCCAGACUGAGGAGACAGAGAAGUGUGUUGUCAACGAUGAAUGCUCACCCAGCAGCUGCGUGGUGACUGAGUGGGCUGAGUGGGACCCCUGCAGCGUUACCUGUGGGCUGGGUAUGAGAAGACGUGAACGCAUGGUGAAGAUGCCUCCUAUAGACGGAUCAAUGUGUAAGACCGAGGUGGCUGAAGUGGAGAAAUGCAUGAUGCCAGAAUGCCAUACGAUCCCCUGCAUGUUGUCACCCUGGUCUGACUGGAGUGAGUGCAGUGUGACGUGUGGGCGGGGCUUGCGAACACGCCAGAGGAUGCUGAAGUCUGAUCCUGCAGGGUGCACUGAGGAGCUGGAGCAGACAGAGAAGUGCAUGCUGCCCGAGUGCCCCGUUGACUGCAUGGUCUCUGAGUGGUCCGAGUGGUCCGAGUGCAACAAGUCCUGCGGUAAAGGACACACCAUUCGAACCCGUAUGAUCAAACUGGAGCCGCAGUUUGGGGGCAACGCUUGUCCUGAGACCAUCCAGAGGAAGAAAUGCAAGCUCAGGAAGUGCCGGACAAAAACAAAGGAGGAGAGGGGAGGUGGAGGAGGAAAGAGAAGGAGACGGGGUAAACAGGGAAGAGAUGGAGCAGUCGAAGAGCAGCCAGCAGGUUGCAGAAUGCAGCCAUGGACCAACUGGACAGACUGUACCAAACCAUGCGGAGGGGGGAUCCAGGAACGUUUCAUGAUGGUGAAGAAAAGAGCUAAAGCCACUCUGAUGGCCAGCUGUAAAGACCGGAAGGAGAUCCGUGCUUGUAACGUUCAACCCUGCUAGGGGGCACUACUGAGCUACAGAGGAGAGGAGCAGCAGGUUAAAUACAUGACAGAAUGGGUUUAUUUGAUAAAGAUGAUGUUGGGGGUACUUUUGUGUACGGGGGGGAGGUGAGGGUGAGAUGAUGGGCUAGUUUGACACUUUGGAAACAGGAGAUGAGUUUAGCUGAGUAGAGAGGAGGGGAGGAGGGAGGAGGAAAAGAAGAUAAGGUGAUAAUGUGCUGUUUAGUGAAGCCAUUGUAGGCAUUUAGUUAACAGGGCUGACAUUUCCUUUAGACCACAAUGGAAGUAUUAGAGAGUAGUGUCUGUGUCCUGCAAAAAAAAAAAAAAAAAAGUGGCUUUGCCAGUGCAGCACACUUUUUUUGUCUCUUCAAUAGUUUUGUUCUCUGGGGUAUAAAAAAGCAUUGAGAUUGAGAUCCUGGGAUUACCUGGGAAUUCUCACCAAAAUCUGCUUGUAUUGUCUGAGAAAACUACCCAUGGAAACCUAUGGUGUUUUAGGCAUGUGUCUACUUUUUAUCGUAUGUACUGACACAAAGAUGCCUUCUCCAAACAUUAAUGAUACCAUGCUAUUGUUAUAGCUAUAGUCCGCCCUUGAAGUAGCAUUAUUACAGUAAUAUCUGGAUCAACAUAUCAUCUUUAGCCAGAUCCUAUUCAUGCUAAAUGGCAGCGUGCUGCUGUUUAUAAUAUAAACUAAAUGAAAACAAUGUAAAUGUUUCAACUCAAUCAGACAUGCAGGAUGGAUGCCCCCAUAGGUGUAGUGGUGUAUAUGCAUUAUAUAAGCAUCUCUGUACGGGGGGGGGGUGCUAUAUGGAGUGGUGUAGGACUGAGAUCUUAAUCCCAGAAAUGAGUUAGCUUUUUCCACUUAUGGGUCCCUCAUCUCGAAUAUGUCAGUAAAUACCCCAUUUGUGAGACUUUAAGCUUUUAGGCAUCUUCAAAAUGGCGGUUGCUAACAAGAGGCUAAAUGAGACUACAGAGCAUCAUCAAGCGAACGUGACUUUACAGCCUCGUCAUGGUGGAGAUGUUAAGUCAUAGUCAUAGUGAAGGUUGUUUAUAGCCUAACAUUAGCUUUUAACUCUGGCAAUUUUAUUUAUGCUUUACAAGUCAGAAACGCAAUUCGUUUGUGAAGAUUAUCUUGCUGAACAAGAAAGUAUCAUAAAGUUUUGUUUGCCACAGAGCUUAUUUUCUGCAAUAAUCCAAAAUUCAAUGGAACAAUCCCAUUGGAUUUUUGACAAGGGAACCAGGGCGAUGUGAACUUACGGUUUGGCCGACAAAAAAGUGUCAUCCUUGCAGUACUCUACACAUACCAUAUGCUCCUUAAAUAGCAAUAUGUACAUCUCACAGAUCGAGACUGCUGGCAGUCAUUUUGCCAUCUUUCUCUUCAGCUGUGAUGUAUAUGGUGCAUGACAUGAUUAUAGUAUUUGGAUCCUUUACUCAAAUAAAGACGCAAUAUUGCUAUUCAAAAAAAAGGCAAGAAAAUGAAAGUACAGAGCAGUUAUUAGCAAAAUGUAUGUUUGUAAGUGUCAAAGGAAAAGUACUGGAGCAAAUUAAACUACUUUAUAUACUUUUGGUUAGUUUUAUCUUUAACAGAGCAUCACAUGUAUAAACACCACUACACCACCAGAGGCCCCUCCCCAAGUUCUUCAUCAUUUUAAAAUAAUGGACUACCUGCCGACCCUUGUAUGGAAUAUUUUAAGUUGCCAACUGUCACUUAAGUGAGAAAAUAUAUAAACAGACGACACUGAAGAUGUAGGAUAUCUGUCUUUCUUUUUUUUUUGCAAGACAUAGAUGCUCAUAAAGGAAGUCUUUAAGACUUAUGGAUGUACUGUAUAACUACUAUCUAACCAACACUUACGACACUACUAUGAGUACUAAAAAACACUUUCCCUAAUAAACAGAUACAUUUAAAUGGAGAUGUUUUAUACUGUUAAAAUUAGUCUUUAUAUACUGUACUGCUGUUUAUCUGUUGUUUCAGCUGAUGUAGCAUUAAACCUGCGAUAGCUCUCACUCUGUCAGAAGAUCUUAAUUUAGCAUGUGCAUAGAUAAUUCUGUUUUAUUGGACUUUAUGCUUUCUCUGCCGUAGAUGUUGUCUUAAAACAGAUAGCUAAAUGACUGUAUCUGCCUUUGUUGGUUCCUGAAAAACACAAACAGACGGAGCCAAGUGUCACUUCUUAAACAUGUGCUGUGCUGCACUGGUGCAGAGUUCUGGCUGCAGAAGAGGUUUGUGUUGAAAACAUUGCAGACAUUUCUACAGUAUUAAAACUGUAGGACAGCUCAACUUGCAGUAGACUGUUACUGGGGCCUUGGUUACAACACACUUAAUUUUCCUGUGUUGUUUUUAUUGCGCUUUUCAUUGUGUUGCGAUGAUGAGAGUGAUCUGCAAGAUCGUUUUUCUUUAUUAUUACACAGCAGAUUAUGUUUUUAUUUCAGUAUGAAUAAGAAUGUCAUCACCAAAGUUCUAUUUUCUGUAGAUAUUUUCUUGAUUUCACUCUUUUCUGUUUUCAGGCCUCUUUAUUUCUUUGCCUCUGUAUCAUGUGACUAUUUUCUAAGAAAUCACCUUUACAAUAAAAGAAAUGUAAAUGUGAAAA